Juglans microcarpa x Juglans regia is the source of this 3489-nucleotide messenger RNA. Its product is annotated as putative disease resistance RPP13-like protein 1. Gene Ontology annotation, biological process: defense response to other organism. Bases 1 to 3489 code for a protein of 1162 amino acids. Gene Ontology annotation, molecular function: ADP binding; protein binding. NCBI's taxonomy places the organism in Eukaryota, Viridiplantae, Streptophyta, Magnoliopsida, Fagales, Juglandaceae. The record is from RefSeq and is a predicted model, not a curated record. The transcript has 2 exons.
AUGGUCGAAUUAGUGGCAGGAACACUUCUCUCUGCCGUCCUUCGAGUAUUAUUUGAUAGGAUGGCAUCCCGCGAAUCCGUUGAUUUCCUAAGGGGACGAAAACCCAGUAAAAAACUCUUGUCCGAGUUGAACAAUGUGUUGUUGUUUGUGGGAGCGGUGCUCGAAGAUGCCGAGGACAAACAAGUUACGAAUUCUGGUGUGAAAAAGUGGCUUGAUGAUCUGAAGGAUGCUGUCUAUGAUGCAGAGGACGUCUUGGAUAAGAUUGCUACAAAAGCCUUACAAUCCAAAUUAGAUGCUGAAUUUGGAACCAAUAUUUCAAAUAGGUGUGAUUGCCAUAGUCGGCAUGGGGGGCUGGGCAAGUCCACCCUUGCUCAGCUUGUAUACAAUGACAAAAAGGUCCAAAAGCAUUUUGACCUUGUAGCAUGGGUUUGUGUUUCAGAGGAAUUUGAUAUGUUUAAAGUAACGAAAACAAUUCUAGAAGCAGUAACUUCUUCGACCAGUGAUAUUCAAGAUCUAAAUCGGCUUCAACUUCAACUAAAGGAGAAAUUGACGGGAAAGAAAUUCCUAUUCGUCUUGGAUGAUGUUUGGAAUAGGAAUUAUAUUGAAUGUGAGAUAUUAAGUAACCCCUUUAAAUCCGGGGCACAAGGAAGUAGGAUCAUCGUAACAACGCGUGAUGUUGGUGUUGCAUCAGCCAUGCUUGCUUUUGAAAUCCAUCAUCUAAAGGAGUUACAAGGCGAGGCUUGUUGGAAACUAUUUGCAAGACAUGCAUUUCUGCAUGAUGCUAACUCCUACAUGCAUUCAGAGUUUGAAGAGUUAGGUCGACAAAUUGUUGGAAAAUGUAAAGGUCUACCUUUAGCAAUAAAAACAAUUGGGGCCCUCUUGCGAUCCAAAGUUGAUGUUAGUGACUGGGAUGAGGUUUUGAAUAGUGAGAUAUGGAGUUUGUCAAAUGAAAUUCUUCCUGCUCUAAGAUUAAGCUAUAAACACCUUCCCUCAUAUAUAAAACGGUGUUUUGCUUACUGUUCAAUAUUUCCAAAAGACCAUCCCUUCAAGAAAGAUGAAUUAGUUUUAUUAUGGAUGGCAGAAGGUUUUCUCCACGAAAUUGAAAACAAAACAAUGGAAGCAGUUGGUAAUUAUUACUUUGACACUCUUGUAUCAAGAUCAUUAUUUCAGAAGUCGAAUGAAGAUGAACUAUGUUUUGUGAUGCAUGAUCUCAUCAAUGACUUGGCAAAAUUUGUGUCUGGUGAAUUUACAUUUAGGUUGGAGGUUGAUAGCCCUUCUCAUCUAAAUGUUAACAGGACUCGUCACGUGUCGUAUGCUACAGAUUAUUAUGAUAAAUUUAAGAAGUUCGAGGCUCUUCAAGAAGCUACGCAAUUGCGUACAUUUUUGGCAUUACAAUCAUCAGCAUAUUGUUUCUCCACAAAUAAAAAGUUGUUGCGUGAUUUAUUGCCAAUGUUAAGUUGUUUGCGGGUGCUCAACCUAUCUAAUUACAACAAUAUGUGCGAGUUGCCGGAAUCAAUUGGAAAAAUUACACAGUUACGUCAUUUGGACAUUUCUUAUUCGGCACUUAAAAGGCUGCCUGAUUCAUUAUGCAAGCUGUACAAUUUGCAAACAUUGAAGUUAUCUCAUUGUGGAGAACUUGAAACAUUGCCAAGAGAUAUGCAAAAACUCGUUAAUUUACGCCAUCUUGAUUUGACUGAAACACCCUGCAUAAUCAAGAUGCCGAUACAUAUGGGCAAACUAAAAUGUCUCCAGACAUUAACCAAGUUUGUCAUUAGCAAACGCACUGGGUGUAGCAUUAGAGAAUUGGGAGAGCUUGCAAAUCUUCGAGGAGCACUUUCUAUCUUGGAUCUUGAAAAUGUUGAAUCUUUCAAAGAUGCAGAAGGUGCAUGCUUGAGAAAUAAAAUGGACCUUAAAGAGUUGGCAUUAAACUGGAAAGAAGGUUCAAAUACUGAGAUUUCAGAAAGUCAAAGAGAUGUACUCAACAGUCUGCAACCACAUAGAAACCUGAAAAGUCUCACUAUAAAUUACUACAUGGGUGGAAGUUUUCCAAAUUGGGUAGGGGAUCAUUCCUUCUCUAAUGUAACGUCUAUUAAUUUGGAAAACUGUAAAUAUUGUUGCAGCUUACCAGCACUUGGGCAGCUACUCUCUUUACAAAACCUCACUAUUGUUGGUUUUGAUGGAAUUGUAGCAGUAGGUGAAGAGUUUUACGGAAGUACUGGUUCUUCUUCUAUUAAGCCGUUUGGGACAUUGAAAUUUUUAAAAUUUGAGCAGAUGUUGAAUUGGGAGAAAUGGUCUUCGUUUGGUGAUAAAAAUGAAGGAGGAGCUUUCCAUCGUCUCGAGAAGCUUUCUAUUCGGAGAUGCUCAAAGCUAACAGGAGAUUUGCCCAUUCACCUUCCUUCUUUGGGUAUCCUUGAGAUUAUAGACUGUCCGAAGAUGCUGGCUUCACUCCCAAGGGCUCCGGCUAUAUGUGAAUUGAAGCUGAGAAAUUGUAGGGAGGAUAUAUUAAGGGAACUGCCAAUUCAUGUUACGAAGGAGCUCACAAUUGAAGGAUUUGAUGCAGCGGAUAUGGGUGACUUUUUCUCGCAUAUGUCUCUUCCAGUGGGUGGUCUACCCUCUACAAUAAAAACUCUUGAAAUAAACAAUUGCAAGAAGUUAGGGCUCCCAAUAAACUUGGACUAUUCAUGCCUUGAAGUUUUGAGAUUGUUCGAUUGUGAUUCUCUCCGGUCCAUUCCAAUGGAUUUAUUCCCAAAUGUUAAGGAUCUAGAAAUCCGAAGGUGUACGGAUCUAGAAUCUCUUACAGUUGCAGAACAACAUCAACAUGAUUUAGUGGCCUUGUCGUCUCUAAGUAUCGCAAAGUGUUCUAAUUUUGUGUCAUUUCCGAGAGGAGGAUUGCACGCCACCAACCUUGGAACGUUAUGGAUCGAAAAUUGUGAGGGUUUGAGAUCGCUACCUGAGAAGAUGCACAUGCUCCUUCCAUCUCUUACUCAAUUUUGGAUAAUUAAGUGUACAAAUAUUGAGACGUUUCUAGAAGGGGGCUUGCCUUCCAGUUUGAAUAGACUUGUUAUUUGGGAUUGUGAGAAACUUGUUGAGAGUCGGAUGGGGUGGAGUUUGCAAAAUCUUGCGUCUCUUAGAUAUUUGGUAAUUGACGGUGGAUCGAAAUUAGAUGUGGUGUCUUUUCCAGAGAAGGGGUUGCUUCCCACAAAUCUGAUUAGUCUUUCGAUUUCUGGAUUCCCAAAGUUGACGUCGUUUGACAAGAAUGGGUUUAAGAACCUCACCUCACUUGAAUAUCUGACAAUUGAAGACUGUCCAAAGCUGGAGUACUGCAUGUUAGAAGAGGGGCUUCAACACCUCACUUCCCUUUCUCAUCUAUAUAUCAGUAAUUGUCCUUUAUUAACGAAGAGAAGGUGGUGGGAAAGAAGAAAAGGAAAAGAAUGGCAGCGCAAGCUUGCUCACAUCCCCUUCAAAAGAGUUGACGGAGAAUUGAUUUGA